This is a messenger RNA of Urocitellus parryii (Arctic ground squirrel), 2765 nucleotides long. RefSeq names its product diacylglycerol lipase beta (gene Daglb). Gene Ontology annotation, biological process: arachidonate metabolic process; diacylglycerol catabolic process; neurogenesis. NCBI's taxonomy places the organism in Eukaryota, Metazoa, Chordata, Mammalia, Rodentia, Sciuridae. The record is from RefSeq and is a predicted model, not a curated record. Gene Ontology annotation, cellular component: cytoplasm; plasma membrane. Gene Ontology annotation, molecular function: triacylglycerol lipase activity.
CCUCGUGGGCGCCUGCGCGGCGUCGCGAGUCGGUUCGCCCGCGGAGUCCGGAAGGUUUGGAGCUGCUCCGUGCGCUGGUGGACCUGCGCCAUGCCGGGCAUGGUGCUUUUCGGCCGGCGCUGGGCCAUCGCCAGUGACGACUUGGUUUUCCCCGGGUUCUUCGAGCUGUUCCUGCGAGUGCUGUGGUGGAUUGGCGUUCUGACCUUGUAUGUCAUGCACAGAAGGAAGCUAGACUGUGCUGGAGGAGUUCUUCUCAGCAGUUACUUGAUCGUCCUCAUGGUCCUUCUGGCAGUUGUUAUAUGUACUGUUUCGGCCAUCGUGUGUGUCAGCAUGAAAGGAACCAUUUGUAACCCUGGACCACGGAAGUCGAUGUCUAAGCUGCUAUACAUCCGCUUAGCGCUCUUUUUGCCGGAGAUGGUCUGGGCUUCUCUGGGGGCAGCCUGGGUAGCAGAGGGCGUCCAGUGUGACAGGACUGUUGUGAAUGGCAUUGUAGCAACCGUCGUUGUCAGUUGGAUCAUCAUCGCCGCCACGGUGGUCACCAUUAUCAUUGUCUUUGACCCACUGGGGGGGAAAAUGGCCCCAUAUUCCUCGGCUGGUCCCAGUCACCCGGAUAGUAAUGAUUCAAGCCAGUUACUUAAUGGCCUCAAGACAGCAGCUACAAGCGUGUGGGAAACCAGAAUCAAGUUCUUGUGCUGUUGCAUUGGGAAAGACGACCAUACUCGAGUUGCUUUUUCGAGUACGGCAGAGCUUUUCUCAACCUACUUUUCAGACACAGAUCUGGUGCCCAGUGACAUCGCGGCGGGUCUCGCCCUUCUCCACCAGCAACAGGACAAUGUGAGCAACAGCCAGGAGCCUAGUGAGGUGAUCAGCCACUCCCCAGGGGACUCCCAGGAAGCUGAUUUGGAUGCAGAAUUAGAAAAUUGCCAUCAUUAUAUGCAGUUUGCAGCAGCUGCCUAUGGGUGGCCUCUCUACAUUUAUAGAAACCCAUUUACAGGACUGUGCAAGAUUGGAGGUGACUGUUGCAGAAGCAGAACAACAGAAUAUGACUUGGUUGGAGGUGAUCAGCUCAACUGCCAUUUCAGCUCCAUCCUGCAAACGACGAGGCUACAAUACAGGGACUUCAUUCACAUAAGCUUUCAUGACAAGGUGUAUGAGCUGCCCUUCUUGGUGGCUCUGGACCACAGGAAGGAGGCCGUCGUGGUCGCUGUGAGAGGGACCAUGUCUCUCCAGGACAUCCUCACCGAUCUGUCUGCAGAGAGCGAGAGCCUCCACCUGGAGGCUGAGGUGCAGGACUGUGUGGCACACAAGGGCAUUGCUCAGGCUGCCAGAUACAUUUACCGACGACUCAUCAAUGAUGGGAUUCUGAGCCAAGCAUUCAGCGUCGCUCCCGAAUACCGGCUGGUUGUGGUGGGGCACAGCCUGGGCGCAGGAGCAGCUGCCCUGUUGGCCAUCAUGCUCCGGAGCUCCUACCCACAAGUCCGGGCCUAUGCCUUCUCCCCGCCCCGAGGGCUGUUAAGCAAAUCUCUUUACGAAUACUCCAAGGACUUCAUUGUGUCACUUGUCCUGGGAAAGGAUGUGAUUCCCAGGUUAAGUGUGACCAACUUGGAAGAUCUGAAGAAAAGGAUCUUGCGAGUGAUUGCUCACUCUAAUAAGCCUAAGUACAAGAUCUUGCUGCAAGGCUGCUGGUACGAACUGUUUGGAGGGAACCCUGAUAACUUCCCAACUGAACUGGAUGGGGGUGACCAGGGAGACCUGACACAGCCUCUUCUUGGGGAGCAGAGUCUGCUGACACACUGGUCCCCAGCAUACAGCUCCUCCAGUGAUUCCCCACUUGACUCUCCACCCAAGUACCCGCCUCUGUAUCCUCCUGGCAGGAUCAUCUACCUGGAGGAAGAGGGCAACUCAGGGAGGUUUGGCUGCUGGGCUGCUGCUCGGUAUAGAGCAAGGUGGUCACAUGAAGCAGAAUUCAGCAAAAUACUCAUAGGCCCAAAGAUGCUGACAGACCACAUGCCAGACAUCCUGAUGAGAGCCUUGGACAGCAUGGUGGCCGACAGAGCAGCCUGUCUCUCCUGUCCAGGACAAGGGGUCUCUAAUACAGAUGUGGUGUAAUCAGGUAUCCUGGGAAUGGCCCCAGAACAAUGRAUUCAUACAUUAAUUCUUAAACCAACUUAAUGCGCAAAUAACUUCCAUGAUGCCAGUACACUGGWUGCCCACUGACAGGAAUCUGAUGGGUACUCAAUUUAAUGAGCUUCAAGAUGACUCAACAGUCCGUUGGAACUACUUUUGAUCAUAGUGGCAGCAGGAUCAGGAGUCAGGGAAGCGUACCAAGACUACGGGRCUGCCAAGACAGCAAUGUGGGGAAGCCAGGUGGAAGCAGCUCCCCGACCCACGCCACCUAAGAACGGCCCCAAAAGGGCAGGAAUCCAACGGCAUUUGAAGACCCUAAAUGGACUGURGCCUUCCCCCCUCAGGGUCUUGUCCUGCUACCACUUGGGUCUGAACUUAGAUGACAGGUGUAUAGUUUAUUUUUCCAUAUCUCAGGGUACUAAGGGCAGCCCUGAGCUCCGUCUUCAAAUGAAGAUGAGCCAGGUCGGGAGGUAAGCAAAGGCCACUCCUGCUCCCUCAGCCUAUGGCUYUGCCUGUGUUUACACCACCUGGGUGUUUAAACAGUGAGAGUUGAUAGUUUGAUUCUCAUGUAUUAUUUUGGCUCUGAGGCCAGCCAGUGGGUUCAGAAGUUURAAAAAUAAAGUACUUGCACACCAUGA